Messenger RNA from Penicillium samsonianum, 972 nucleotides. RefSeq names its product bZIP transcription factor. NCBI's taxonomy places the organism in Eukaryota, Fungi, Ascomycota, Eurotiomycetes, Eurotiales, Aspergillaceae. The transcript is spliced from 2 exons. The record is from RefSeq and is a predicted model, not a curated record. Bases 124 to 927 code for a protein of 267 amino acids.
CUGUGGCUUACGGGUGUUUGGGGCUCGGGGCCUUCGGAGUUAAGAACUCUUGUUCUUCACAGUCUUUGCAUUUUGUAGUUUCUCACUGAUCCACAUAUCUGAUCUGGCUUAAGGGGAAAUCACAUGUCUACAAUAAUGUCUGUUUCCAUAAUAGGAAAUGACCAGCCCCCGGAGGUCCCUGCUAACCAGCCCAAGAGGCGAAUCAUCACACCAGCACGCCAGGAGCAGAACAGAAUUUCACAGCGAGCAUAUCGUGAGCGACAGAAAGAGCGCAAAAAGCGUUCUACCACUCAUGGGCAAGCGAGGAAGCUCGCCCCUCAACCAUUAUCAUAUUCACCGAGUAGUUCGCCUAGCACUCGCUCUGAAUCAACGACAAAACCAAACUCCCCAUCAUCUUUAGUUCAAUAUUUGGCCCUCGGCCAUAGGGCUGGCACAUCACCACUAUUGCCGGCUGAUCCAAUGAUGAAUGCCAUGCAAACCUCUCAAGAUACCGUCCGGAUGGCACUUCUAAACAACGCAAUUUGCCUGGGAUUUGAUCUCGAUCAAUUAGCGGAUUGUAACAAGCCAUACAUAUCACCAUUUUUCAGAUCUAUCGCGGCACAAGAUAGCCCACAGGACCUCGUCGCGUCAACCUUCAACACUUCAAUACCAAUCAAUCUCCAACCUACCAUGGCCCAGAUUCUUGUCCCUCAUCAUGCCAGCCUGGAUCUGAUACCAAUGCCACUCCUCCGAGAACGUGCUAUCAUGAUGUCUUUUGCAAUGCCAGACGCAUUCAACCUUUGGGAUCUGAAGUUGGAUGUUUAUACGCGGCAUGCACUUGUUUGCCGGAGUCAUCGCCCUGAAGGCACUUGUCAACCAUGGGACCAGAAGAGCUGGGAGGCAAUGCCGUGGUUUUUGAAGAAGUGGAGUAUGACAAUCGAAGGAUGAUCAAGUAUGUAACUAGGUUAUGAAUAUACAAGCACAGCAAUGUAU